AUGAUAUUUGAUUUUCUAAAUUUCAAAACUCGAAAAACAUUUAGACUAGUUAUUGUAGGGCUUUACCCCAAAGGGAGCCCUUCCAGAAAUUCUCGAAGGCCCAAGACAAGCUUAGGCCCAGGAGGGGGUUUGGAAAUAGUUUUCAACCAGCAAUAGACGCGCC
This is a messenger RNA of Arabidopsis thaliana (thale cress), 163 nucleotides long. Its product is annotated as syntaxin KNOLLE-like protein. The record is from RefSeq and is marked reviewed. NCBI's taxonomy places the organism in Eukaryota, Viridiplantae, Streptophyta, Magnoliopsida, Brassicales, Brassicaceae. The transcript has a single exon. Bases 1 to 156 code for a protein of 51 amino acids.